AUGUUUAAUGUCGUCCGCGCUAGCGACCAGGAUAAGUUCAACGAUAACAAAUGCAUUUGGUGUACGUUCCCAUCUGAAACCACAUCAUGCUUGAAACCAUCCUCAGUCGUCGCGGCGUCACGAAAGAAGAAUUCCUUCAAACACGCAUCCUCCUCGCAAAAGCCACCGACAAAUUUAACGAUAACAAAUGUUGCUACUGCUGGGAACCUUACAACGGCAGCAGCCACCCUGGAAUACGCUUCCGACCCUGUGAUCACAUCGUAG
Alternaria burnsii is the source of this 264-nucleotide messenger RNA. RefSeq lists its product as uncharacterized. The record is from RefSeq and is a predicted model, not a curated record. The coding region runs from base 1 to 264 and encodes 87 amino acids. The transcript has 2 exons. NCBI's taxonomy places the organism in Eukaryota, Fungi, Ascomycota, Dothideomycetes, Pleosporales, Pleosporaceae.